AUGCCUUAUUUUUACCGAAAUCUUGUGCUUUACCUACUGGCGGUUGCAGCAGGAUUGACUCGUGGUCAAGAUGUCACCGUCGUGCUCGGACAGGGCACUCUAGUUGGGCUUAAAGUGUUUCCGGAAACAUCACGCAUACCGAUCUAUACGUACCUUGGCGUUCCUUAUGCGAAACCUCCAACAAACGAACUUCGUUUCGCUCCGCCCCUGCCGAGUCCGGGCUGGAAUCGAACGUUAUAUGCACGCGACUUCAAACCUAUCUGCCCCCAGCUAGAGAACAACAGCUACGAGGAUCUGGGCAAUGGGAACCAAUAUCGAUCACGUGAAACCAGCGAAGAUUGUCUGUAUCUUAACAUUUGGAUACCGGAAACGGCCAUGCGGUACGGAGGGUUCCCGGUGCUAGUGAUGAUCACGGGAGAAGAGAUGGCAUUCGAUUGGAAUGCUAACCGUGCGAGUGGCCUUGAUCUGGCAGCCGAUGGUAUAAUCGUGGUGACGGUCCAGUACCGGAGCAACGUGUUUGGAUGGCUGUCUCUGGGUAAAAAGUAUGCUCCCGGGAAUCUCGGCCUGUGGGAUCAACAUUUGGCACUGGUUUGGAUCAAGGAUAACAUACAGAAGUUCGGUGGCGACACCAAUCGGGUGACGUUGCUUGGCCACGGUAGUACCGGUGCGCCGAAUGUGAUGGCACACAUGGUGAGUCCCCGGGCACGGGGGCUUUUCGCGCGUGCCAUCAUCAUGUCCGGUACGAUCUACUCUCCGUACUCGGCGGUGAACCUGGAUAACCGACUUUCGCAGGAGAUAGUCAAGAUACUGGCCUGCAACUACGACGUUGGCCGGAACAUACACAAAUGUUUGCAACAGAAAAGCGUCUACGAUAUACUGCGAGCCUACGAGUACAUUUAUCGCAACGGGAACUAUACGAUCAAUCUGGGUCCGAUCGUAGAUCACUAUCUACCUAUUGGUGAUCGCUACGUGCUGGAUGAUCCUCGGACGCUACACGAAGCGAAGGCACUGGUGAACGAGGACAUGCCGAUCAUGUUCGGUAUUACCAGCAACGAGGCAGCCUUCCUCUCCAGUCAGUGGAUCGAACUGGCCCGUCAGGGCUACGCUUCGCUUAGGAAGUACAUCAACGAUACGCUUCUGCCCAAUAUUAUCGAACAGUAUCACUUUGAAGGUGUGGGACAGGAACAGAUAAGAGAAACCAUCAAUUGGCGCUUCUUUGACCAAAUCCCCGAGACAACUGCCCACCAUCUACGGGCACUAGUGAAGCUCGUUUCGGAAACACGCCAUGAGAUACCGUUUUACCGUACGAUGCAGAUGUUCAGUACUCCCAAGCCACCACCAAAACUGAUCGCAAUCGGUACGGUCGAGGCAGAGUAUGUCACCGCCGAACAGCAGACGCGAGCGUCCCAAGCUGCUGGCCCUGUGUAUGCGUAUCUGUUCCACCAUCCCAACUCGAUGGACAUGCGAGGACGGAUCAACUAUUUCGGUGGUGCAUCGCAUUCGUCCGAUUUGCCAUUCCUGAUGGGCCCUAGCCUUUACCGUGAGAUUGGACGGAAACGGUUAACGCAGCUGGAAGAUAAACUUUGCAAGAAAAUCCGUUCACUGUUUGCCGAGUUUAUUAAAGGCGGAAAUCCUACUCCUGGCCGUCAGUUUGAUUCCUGGACGCCGUACACAGAGAAGCUGAGGUAUAUUAAACUUAUUUCGGCAAAGCCCGAAACAGUCCACAGAAACGAUCACUCUUCGCUGGAAAAUACAUUCGAGGAUAAUUUGCAAGAAAUCGAAGAGAAGCUUCUCAGCACCGAUGGCACUGGGGGCGUUCUGGCAGGAAGUGGUGGAACGGUCGCACCGCCCCAGAAUCCGUACGAUCUCUCGAACUCGAACGUCCAGGCGGACCAAGAGGGCUCACGGACAUCGAAGAGUGCAGUUUACUUGAGUAACGCGCGCGAUUCCGAGUAUUUUUAUUACUUGCGGAAAAUCAACAGCUUUUGGGACGAGUUCCUGCCCAAGCUGAGCCACAUCGUGAACGAAACGAACCAGGAGAAACUGCGCAACCGACGGAUCGAUCUUACGCUCGAGGAGGAGCAAGAUCUAUUCCGCGAAACGGCCGCGGCGUCCAAGUACAAGCAUGCGUUCUUUUCGAUGCUGACCCUGGUGUGCAUGCUGCUGGCAGUGCUCUGCAUCCUCUUUGAUCGGAAGAAUCGCCGCAAAAAGCCGGACGUAAGCAGCAUGGGAGACGAGGAUGAGUUUCAGGUGACGGGCAUCAGCCAUCGGAUAAGAACCCAGGAGCGUGUCAUUCGCACCAAUCCACUGUACGGCGAAAACUUCCGAAAGAUCAGCGAAAGCAUUAGCAGAGGUACGGCCGAUGGUAGUGGCGUUAGUGCUAGCAAUCGAAACGUGAUUGGGACACAUCGGUCACGAACAGCUGGCGAGCCGCCGGUUGCCAUUUUAGCCGAAAUGGAGCAAGAUCAAGAGGUGCGCAACUGGCGUUAUCAACUGUCUGCCAGUCACUUUCAACCAGACAGCAAUACGCGCCGCCAAAAGCUUCCCACUUGA
Messenger RNA from Anopheles aquasalis, 2553 nucleotides. RefSeq names its product carboxylesterase 5A. The record is from RefSeq and is a predicted model, not a curated record. NCBI's taxonomy places the organism in Eukaryota, Metazoa, Arthropoda, Insecta, Diptera, Culicidae.